Messenger RNA from Prorocentrum cordatum, 1128 nucleotides. NCBI's taxonomy places the organism in Eukaryota, Dinophyceae, Prorocentrales, Prorocentraceae. The record is from the annotation of a GenBank genome assembly.
AUGGCAGACCCAUGUGUCAACGAGGGUUUAGCCGGUGAGCUUGAGCUGCUCGCGGCCAUGUGGUCGGAGGAUGAGCUUACUGUCGAGACCUCAGGCACCAGCACGAGGAUCACAGUGGGGCUGGCUCCCAUGACAGCCGGCGACGAGGAAAAGCAGUUCCUGUGGUGCGAGUUGCAGCUCCUCGCGGGGCCCAGCUACCCGUCGGAGCCGCCCGAGCUGGCCCUGGGCAGCUCGCGCGGCCUCUCCGACGCCGGCCGCGCCGGCCUCCUUGCAGAGCUGCGCCGGCAGCGCGAGGAGCUCCUCGGCGAGCCGGCUCUGUUUGCUCUGCUGGAGGCCGGCCGCGCGGCCAUGACCAUCGGGUCCUUCUUGCGUGCCGCCGACGUCUGCUUGGGCGACCUCGCUGACGACGACGCCCAGCAGGUGCUGCGGAUGCCGUGCUACCAUCUGUUCCACAGGCAGUGUGUGAUCGAGUAUUGCAGGAGCGAGAUCUCUGCCGAGAGGGGUCGGGCGAUCGGCACUGGGGCGGACGGCCUGGAAAUAUUAUGCCCGGAGUGCCGCGCUGAUGUGCCGUGGAAGUGCUAUCCUGAAUUGCAGGCACUUGUUACAGAGAUUGAGGCACGGGCGCCCAGCGCAGCUUCGCAGGCGGUGCCUUCACGGGGUUCGGCGGACUCCCUUGAUGCGGACCUCGUCGAGGCUCGCGCCUCGGUGGGCCAUGUCCCGUGCGUGCACGCACUGGAGAAAGCAGCUGGAGAGGCCACAGCAGACGCAUCCAGCCGCCCUGAAGCAUUUGUCCGCCUCCACCACCUGCACAGAGGAGUUGACGAGAAAGAGAAGCCGCUGCUCCGCUUGUUGAAGGAGCUCGGCCUUGAUGCUGUCGUUUACUACGGUAAGCCUGCACUUCUCCACAUCCAGGGUGAUGCGAAGGAUGUUGAUGCAUUCGUUGGCACGGCCAAGCGUCGCCAUAUCACCGUGACCAUCGACGUUGCACAGCGCUCUUCCGGACCACCAAUUGGCAGCGGUGUCACCUAUGUGGAUGCAAAGAAGGGGUCGUUGAACAGCACCAUCUUCAAGGAACACCUCGACCAGCGAUGUCUCGGCGAGACGGCGUUCACAGUCAUUGGGUCCUAG